AUGCUGGGGCCGCCUCGCUUUGGGAAAGCGCGGGACUGAUAAAAGUACGGGUCCCGAGAGGUUGUUUGCGGUGUGGGUGUAAAAGCAUGGUGGCAUCUCAGGUACAAAUAGAACCCUGCAGCAGGCCGAGCUUGUAUUUAAAUAGUCUCUUUUCUGUCCAAAUUCCCGCACGAAGAGCCACGGUUGUUCUGUCCCAGCCAUGGGAGAAACCUGCAGAGAGAUCAACUUUCCGGAAUCAAUGGUGAUGGGCCUUACAGACACCUGCGACACGGGGUCACAGAAGCACCCAUUUUAAAGAGUAUAAGAACAGCACACUUUUAAACAGUACAGACUAGAGAAAAGUAAGAGGGGCGAAGUCUAAAAAUGAAACCGCUUCUGCCCAUCUGCAGGCUGCUUAGACUUUUAAACAGAUUUCCUGUAAAACCAAGCCCUCCUGUGAGUUUCUCCACUUCCUCUUAUUUGUGUAGCCAAAAGAAAAAAAGCUCUUACGAAGCAGUAGACCAAGCAAAGUACUGUCGUUUAGUACGUUCUGUCUUGUCCAGAGGCCCAGUCCAGACUCCAGAGUCAUUGUUCAAGGAAGAUGAUGUACUCUAUGGUCCUGUGAGUAAGUGUAAAGUUCCAGAGCAAGAGCAGCAGGCAAGAGUUCCACAACACUGGUUUCCUAUCUUCAAUGAAGAGAAAAACGGGAAACCACACACAAAUGGUUCUUCAAGUCCUUUGAAGAUCCCUUUGCAAAGAAACAUGAUACCCAGUGUGACCCGCAUCCUUCAGCAUACCAUGCCAUCUGAACAGAGUUUCUUUUUGGAGAGGUGGAAACAGCGGAUGGUUCUGGAGCUGGGAGAAGAUGGAUUUGCAGAAUAUACUUCAAAUGUGUUUUUACAAGGCAAACAGUUCCAUGAAGCCUUGGAAAGCAUACUUUCACCCCAGGAGAACUUAAAAGGGGGAGAGGAGCACCCCCAGUGUGGCUACAUCAAAAGCGUCCAGCAUAUUCUGAAAGAAAUCGGUAGUGUUCAAGCUCUGGAAAGUGCUGUCCAACAUGAAGCCUUGCAGUACGUGGGGCUACUGGACUGUGUGGCUGAGUACCAGGGCAAGCUGUGUGUGAUCGAUUGGAAGACAUCAGAAAAACCAAAACCUUUCAUUCAAAAUACAUAUGACAACCCACUACAAGUUGUGGCAUACAUGGGUGCUGUGAACCAUGAUGCCAACUACAGUUUUCAGGUUCAAUGUGGAUUAAUUGUGGUGGCCUAUAAGGACGGGUCCCCUGCCCACCCUCAUUUCAUGGAUGAAGAGCUCUGUUCCAAGUAUUGGGCCAAGUGGCUUCUUCGACUAGAAGAAUACACAGAAAAGCAGAAGAACCAGAGCAUUCCAAAGCCAGAGUAGAGCCAGGAUGACUUGGAAAUGAUGAGCAUGCCCCUCUGUUUGGGAGAUGCACUGCUGCCCACCGAGUUUUUAGAGAGGAGCACCAAGAAUCUGAGGUUUACACUAACACAAGCUGAAGGUGUAGUGAGUUGGGACGUACCUACUAAGAAGCCAGAAAGUCUGGAGGUCAGCCCUUGACUCACCAGCUGCACGACCUCUGGCUGUUUCUUACCUGAGAGGAGGGCACUCAGAUUGGCAGCUGCCCAGGGACUCCUGGACUCCCUUGCAGAACUUUCGUGUCCCUGGAAGGAUGCCCAGUCUUUGAACUGAGAUCAGAAGGCCAAUGAAGCAUCAUGUGCCACUAGUGUUCCUGGGUUCUCAGGGAUGGGAGGGUCCUGCACCCCCAGGGUGUACAGAGGGAAAGCAAGCACAUCAGGGAUCACCACUGCAGUUUCCUAUGUGUUUUAUAUACUGGGACUCUGUGUCUAAGGGGAAAUGUCUUAAAUUCAUUGGUAUUGUUAUUUGGCCUGAGGAAAGCUGGCUGCCAAGAGAGCUGGGGCACUCACCACAUCACUGGCUGGGUCCCUUUCCUUACCAGAGAAGCCCCAGCAGUAGGAAGCCUGAGUGUGGAAGUCACCACCAUUAAAGUUUGGGUAUCUGUUUCUGGUGUCAGCAGGCCAUGCACUACAAAAAAUACUGUUGUGGAACUUUUUCACCGAGGAACACUGAUAUAACCCAUUGGUUUUUUCUGUGUUUGAUAGGUAAUAAAAACCAUUGGCUGUUCUUGGGUUUGGGAGAGGGUUUUCUAUUGUAUAAAGUAAAUCUAGUAGCAUUUAAGUUACAGCUACUGACUUAAGAUUGUAAGUCUACAAUCACAUUCAGUUUUCAUUAGUUAUUAAAAAUAUCAAAGCUGUUUAACUGA
Rattus norvegicus (Norway rat) is the source of this 2281-nucleotide messenger RNA. The record is from RefSeq and is a predicted model, not a curated record. Lineage: Eukaryota; Metazoa; Chordata; Mammalia; Rodentia; Muridae.